GUUCGUUUGCAGCGGCAGCGGUCCGCGCAUGCUCUGUGGGGGUCGGCGGCCGGCUCCCGGGUCAAAGGCCGAAGCGAUCGACAGUCGCCCAAAGUCGCUUCACUCGAAAGGCGAAGACGCCGCCGGGAUGUGGUACGAGGUUUUGCCCGGAGUCGCUAUCAUGUAUGGCGCUCUCUGCGUUCCUGGCAUUGCCACCUUCUAUCUUCACAAGUUGGCGUGCGGUCGGAAGGAAAAAAGGACUGCCCGUUUGCCUUACCAGUGGUCCCUGAUGGAAAGAGAUCGAAGGUUAUCUGGCUCUAAUAAGUAUUACAAGUCGAAGGGUUUGGAAAACAUCAACUGAUGGACUAUUUAACCUCAAACAAUGGGACCGUAAAUUCUAGACAGGAUUCUUGCUAAAACCUUAGAUUUGUUUCCUCUGUGUUUCAUAAGGUACAUUAAAUAAAACUAAAUAAGUCUGCUUAUCUACUUUAUUGUGAUCUAUGAAGAGAACAUUGAAUGUUUUCAUGACAAUAAAAACAAACUGGCAACAUAA
Messenger RNA from Callorhinchus milii (elephant shark), 532 nucleotides. It is a transcript of the gene ndufa1, whose product is annotated as NADH:ubiquinone oxidoreductase subunit A1. NCBI's taxonomy places the organism in Eukaryota, Metazoa, Chordata, Chondrichthyes, Chimaeriformes, Callorhinchidae. The record is from RefSeq and is a predicted model, not a curated record. The transcript has 3 exons. The coding region runs from base 29 to 340 and encodes 103 amino acids.